Messenger RNA from Nomascus leucogenys (northern white-cheeked gibbon), 463 nucleotides. RefSeq names its product histone H2A type 1-A. The record is from RefSeq and is a predicted model, not a curated record. Gene Ontology annotation, molecular function: DNA binding; structural constituent of chromatin; protein heterodimerization activity. Lineage: Eukaryota; Metazoa; Chordata; Mammalia; Primates; Hylobatidae. Gene Ontology annotation, cellular component: nucleosome.
CUGGUGUUGCUGCAGUUUUCUUGUGAGGAGAUGUCUGGACGAGGAAAGCAGGGAGGAAAAGCACGCGCCAAGGCUAAGUCUCGCUCAUCUAGAGCAGGCUUGCAGUUUCCCGUAGGUCGGAUCCACCGUCUACUUCGUAAGGGAAACUAUGCUGAGCGGAUAGGGGCAGGCGCGCCAGUGUACUUGGCAGCAGUGUUAGAGUACCUGACAGCGGAAAUCCUGGAACUGGCUGGCAAUGCGUCUCGCGAUAACAAGAAAACUCGUAUUAUUCCUCGCCACCUGCAGCUAGCUAUCCGCAAUGAUGAGGAACUUAAUAAGCUUCUGGGCGGCGUGACCAUUGCCCAGGGUGGGGUCCUGCCUAACAUUCAAGCAGUGCUGCUGCCCAAGAAGACUGAGAGUCACCACCAUAAAGCCCAAAGCAAGUAACUUCAGGUUGUCAUUGAUAAAUGACUUCUAAGUGUCA